UAUUUCUCCUAAAACGCAACUGGGUGAUGCUGUUCCGGAGCAAUGUGCCGAAAAAAUGGAAACGUCAUAAAAUACGACCUGCGAAAGAUGGAUGUAACGGCGACCCCAGCAUGCUGACAGAGCCGAGCCAGAGCCGAGGCCUACCGAUGGUCAUCCAUCCCGCGGACCGGUGCCAAGCCAACGGGCUUUCGGCCAAUGAGGAGCGACAUGUUUCACCAAAUUCUUUUCGCGCACACAAUGGCGGAAAUUUUGAGAUAGUUGACCCGCUCUCGCAAAAACUAAAGCUUUAGCAUCGUUCCGUAUAUCGGUGAUAAUACUUUGCGACGCCAAAAAAAAAAGAAGUACCUGCAGGCUGGUUCUGGUAGAUAGGUAUCCAAAAUGGGCGCUUUGAGAAGAAUUAAGACAAAGCGCAGGACAAGGGAUUACGAUCAGGUUCGAGCCGAUAUCGAAUCCCCCAAACACCUUGCGCAGUACAAAGCCACCAAGGACCCAGAGGAUCUACCAGGGCUUGGAAAGCAUUAUUGCGUCGAGUGCUCAAAAUGGUUUGAGAGUGAACAUAACCUGGUUGCCCACACAAAGGGUAAAAACCAUAAACGAAGAAUUCGCCUCCUACGCGAAGAACCUCAUACACAGAAGGUCGCUGAAGCCGCUGUGGGUUUAGGCACUGACAACGGCCUGCGUUCGGGAGAAACUGUGGUCGACAUGGAGGAAUAAUUUUCUACGACUACUACGCGAUUUAUGAGCAUCAGCGACUAUUUGAUAUACAUCGCCAAUAUGGAGGGGGUAUGUCUCUUGGACAGGCUGAACGAGAAGCCACAGAAGAAAAAUUCAUCCUUCGAAGGUUGAUGUUGUCUUGAAGACAAUGCUAUUGGUUGCAUAGCUCAAGUCCUUUCAGCCAAUCAGAAAUUGGCAGGGUCACAUGAAACACGUGAAACCACAUGCGCCGAAAACCGCCAGAGUUUGGCGCCCGAUUUACCGAGU
Aspergillus pseudotamarii is the source of this 981-nucleotide messenger RNA. RefSeq names its product putative C2H2 finger domain protein. Lineage: Eukaryota; Fungi; Ascomycota; Eurotiomycetes; Eurotiales; Aspergillaceae. Bases 379 to 714 code for a protein of 111 amino acids. The record is from RefSeq and is a predicted model, not a curated record. Gene Ontology annotation, molecular function: zinc ion binding; nucleic acid binding. The transcript has 3 exons.